Xenopus tropicalis (tropical clawed frog) is the source of this 4103-nucleotide messenger RNA. RefSeq names its product tripartite motif containing 36 (gene trim36). NCBI's taxonomy places the organism in Eukaryota, Metazoa, Chordata, Amphibia, Anura, Pipidae. The record is from RefSeq and is a predicted model, not a curated record. Gene Ontology annotation, molecular function: zinc ion binding. Gene Ontology annotation, cellular component: cytoskeleton; cytoplasm. The coding region runs from base 325 to 2490 and encodes 721 amino acids. The transcript has 10 exons.
CCCCAACACGCUGCAAACUACCACGCCCACCUCCGUUUCUAUCGGACCUAAUAACCCCGCCCACUACAUGUAGCCGCUCCCACCCUACCCCGCCCAGAAGCCGAGCGGCAGAUGCUGAAGUUGGAGGGAGAAGGUGGGCAGGCGGGUGUGUGUGGAUGAGAUGCGGUCGGAGAAUUGUGUCGAAGAUAAUCUGUAGGAGUAGUGCUGGGACCGCGUACUAUAGACCAUUACCGUGCGUUACACUUGUGCGAGUGUGCGGUCCGGAACAGGCGUGUGUCCUCUCUCCGCUAACCCGUCGCCUGUAGCUCCCACGAAGAAGCGCGGAUGGAGGGAACGGGUCGCCGCGAGUCGGUGGGUGGCCAACAGGGUGUGAUUAAGAAUAUUGAGAGGGAACUGGUAUGCCCUUCCUGCAAGGAAUUAUAUACCCAUCCACUGAUCUUGCCCUGUCAGCAUAACAUUUGCCAUAAGUGUCUCAAGGAGCUUCUUUACUUGACUCUUGAGGACUCCACUGAUGUCAGUUCAGAAGCAUCAACACCUGGAAGCCCACGCAUUCGGAUGACUUCCCCCAGUGUUGAAAGAAUCGACAGACUUGUCAGAUCAGGCUCCAAGCGCAAUUCUUUGACUCCUAAGAUCACUACCAUAUCAUGCCCUGGAUGUUUGCACGAUGUAGAUCUUGGAGAACGUGGCAUAAAUGGCCUUUUUCGCAACGUUACUUUGGAAGCUAUUGUGGAACGCUACAGACAAGCAGCCCGAGCAGCAACUGCCAUCAUGUGUGACUAUUGCAAACCUCCGGCUCAGGAAUCUACCAAAAGCUGCAUGGAUUGCAAUGCCAGUUUCUGCAAUGAGUGCUUUAAAAUCAACCAUCCAUGGGGCACUGUCAAAGCUCAACAUGAGUAUGUUGGACCAACCAAUCAAUUUAGACCAAAGGUCCUAAUGUGCCCAGAGCAUGAAAUGGAGAAAGUAAACAUGUACUGCGAAAUCUGUCGGAGGCCUGUUUGUCACCUGUGUAAACUGGGAGGUGCACAUGCAAACCACAGAGUCACUACAAUGAGCACAGCUUAUAAAACACUGAAGGAGAAACUUACGAAGGGCAUCAGCUAUCUUAUUAGCAAGGAAAGCCAAGUAAAGGAUCAGCUAUCUGAACUAGAAAUACUAAUUAAACAAACAGAGAGUAAUGGAGAGAAAGCAAAGGAAGAUGCAACCUACAAUUUUGAGAAGCUGUAUAACAUUCUUGAAGAACGGAAAUCUUUUGUUAUGAGGUCUAUAGAAAACUCAAAAUCAUUGCGCUUGGAAAAACUAAAAAACCAGGUGGAGGAGUACCAGGGGCUACUAGAAAAUAAUGGGCUUGUUGGUUAUGCUCAGGAAGUGCUAAAAGAAACGGACCAUUCUUGCUUCGUUCAGAUUGCUAAACAACUACAUAUAAGAAUUCAGAAAGCGUCAGAUUCUCUGAAAUCAUUCCGACCUGCAGCACAGCCAGGAUUUGAAGAGUAUUUUCUCGAUGUGGCCCAGGAAGAAGAUCUACUAGGUGAAAUAGCCUUUUCCAAAGCUCUAGCUAUGCCAGAAAUCAACAUGGAACAGAGCAAGAUAUAUAACAAAGCCAGGAUUUGUUGGCAAGAGCCCAGCGAUUCACUUUCCGCAGAUAGCUAUGUGCUUGAGUACCGCAGACUGGAUAAGAACGAGGAUCUCUUAUGGAAUGAAAUUGAAACAGCCAAUACCAGCAAAAUCCUCUCAGAUCUUGAAUUAAACAGUCAAUACUGCUUUAGAGUAAAGGGGUUUAGAGGUUCUACCAGCACUCCACUCAGUAAGGAAGUCGUCCUGCACACACCGCCAGCUCCAGUUUUUAGUUUUCUGUUUGAUGACAAAUGUGGAUACAACAAAGAGCAUCUAAUGCUUAAUGCCCAGCGGGAUACUGUGGAGAGCAUGGCAGGGAUCUCUCUGCUGCUUGGAGCAGAACGUGUCCAAGUGGGAUGUUACACGUGCCUUGAUUAUAUCAUCGGUGACACUGGAAUCACAAAGGGAAGACAUUUCUGGGCCUUUUCAAUUGAGUCUCAUUCUUACCUGGUGAAAGUUGGAGUUGCGUCUGAUAUUAAAUUGCAGGAAUGGCUUCAUAACCCACGUGACAUAAGCAGUCCAAGGUACGACCAAGACAGUGGCCACGACAGCGGCAGUGAAGAUACUUCCUACGACUCCUCACAACCAUUUACUUUGGCGACUAUUGGAAUGAAGAAAUUGUUUAUCCCAAAGUCCUCUCAUGUUACAUGCACCGCUGCAGAAAGAGUUAUCCCACUACCAACGCGCAUUGGCAUUUGUCUGGAUUACGAUGAAGGAAAGGUUGGGUUCUAUGACGCAAAUAUUAUGAAGUGCCUUUAUGAGCGAGACGUUGACUGUAUAGGAACAAUGUACCCAGCAUUUGCUUUGCUAGGAGGCGGAGCCAUACAUCUGGAGGAGGUUAUCACUGCAAAUCAUUUGGACUAUUCUCAUGAAAUAUAAACGGAAUUAUCACCUGUAAAACAAACUGAGUGAUUUUGAUUUAAUACACUGAUCUUAGUGCGUUGUUUGCACUUUCAUUUUAGUUUUAGUUCCAUUGUCUUCUCAGUGCAAGACUUAUGUUUGUGUAAGCUUUCUUUCACCCAGAAAAUCGCUUUUCCUAAAUGCCUUUUAAGAGUUACUCCGAGGAAUUAAAGAAAGAACUGCUUCACAAUGAGACAGACCCAGCGAUUAGCAUGGGGUUCUGUUAGCCCUGUGAUGUGGCCCUAAUGGCUGCUGUCUUGGUUCUAAAGUGACUCCUGAAGCACAACUGUUUAAUGCUAUGGGAAAAAGCUAAAGGCCUACAUGAGCUACUCUAUCAAAUACUCUAGUAUAAUAUCCACGGCUCCUCUUAGAUAUUCAAAUGAAUUUGUGAGUACUUUUAAUUCAGUGGCUGCUGGAGCAGAGUGUUAGCUGCUCUCUUACAGUGGCUUCAUUAGUGCUGUGGCUUAAUCUUUCUUUUUAACUCCACAUAGUGGCAUGUAGGGCAGCUUUGGGCUGAUUGCUGGGUUUGCUCGCAAGACAGUAUCCUUUAUAAUACCAUCAUAUUUUAAUAUUCAAAUGAGUUAAAAUCCUCAAGUCUCAAUGAUACAGUAUGAAGUCAUUUUAAUGAAAUCUUUUAAUAUGCAGUUGGGGGUUAUAGUUCACUUGGUACAUAAUCCAUAAAGCAAAAGAGUUGCAUAUAAAAAGGGAAGACAAUAAUCUGAAAAACCAGGCCUUUUAAGUCUUUAUUUUGUUGAAAGAGUUAAUACUUUUAAAUCCUGUGAACUACUGACAUAUAUUUCAUAUAUUUAUAUGUGUAAUUUAUUUUCAGUUGAUCUGUGGCUAAUUGUCACUGUGUGUUUUUUAUUAAUCUCUGUGGAAUGUUUCCUUUCAUUUUGUUUUUAUGUUUGUUUGUAUGUAUAUAUCUGUUCGUGAAAAAUAAUAUCAGUUAACGUUUUAUUGGCAGCGGCUGUCUAUGCAGUUCAACAACCAAAAAGCUCACCAGGCAACAACAACAAACCUAAAUUCACUUUCUGGGAAGGUGUUUGGAUUUAUUGAACUUAUGAAAUUUUACAAUAUCUAAUUUAUAUCUUGUGAUAGAGCCACAUUAGUUAGUGGUUACACAAUCGAUUUGUUUCUAUGGAAUGUCAUUUGUGGUCACUGGAUCUUGUUUACUACUGUACACUAAGCUCAUAGCUUUUUCACCUUUAGGGAAUUGUUUAUGUUUUAGGCAAAGUAGGGUGUGUGUCUGACUUUUCCAAUGCAGGGAUUUAAGUAAUUCACUGAGCAAACAUAUCAUGCCCAUUAGGGGUCAUGCAUCGCUGAUACACUGUUUGUUUUCUUUUUUUGUCUUUCUUUGUAAACUAUGUUGGGAUGGUGUUUCUCCCUCAGUUAAAUAGCACUUUAUAGCAUAGAGUUCACAAGGUACUAUGCAAUGUUUAUGAAUUUGUGUUUGAUUAAGCUGCUAAACUAUAAGAAUCUUGGAUAAUGCAUAAUAUAAAUAUGUUCUUUAUUUCUUCAGGAAACAUAUACUACUAAGGAAUUUAAAAGUAAAAAUGUUUGUUUUUUUAAUAAAAUAUUAAAAUUUAUUUUAA